UUUUUGAAGAAGAGAUUCAUACAGCAAGAGACAGAGGUCAUACAGCAAGAGUGUUCGUGAGGGCCAUAUCCGUCUCAGCCCUUAAGCCCAGCAACAACACAGGAAGGGUUGGCAGCCCUGGUUGGUGACAGCAGAUGUAAACACGAAAUGACUUCAAGGGGUUGGGCAGGAUUCACGGAGGAAGAUAUUAAAAAUGUACAAAGGGGAAGUGCCUCACGAGGUGGGCAAGGUAAUACGAAAACACUAUCGAAUCAAAAGACUGAAUUGCGUCAAGUCAGGCUACAAUCCUCAGGAAAAACACUGACAAAAGAGAAGCCAGGAAAGAUUCAUUCUACUAAGACAACUCACAAUUAUUCACCCAUUCCACCACAAGCUCGACUCUCCCAAGCUCAGGACUUGGGAUCUAUCAGCCCAUUACACUCAUCUGGACACAAAUCUCCAGAAUCUCUUGAGAGUUCCUCCACACAGUCAGAGUCUUCUGUGCCCCCAUCACCUUGCAAAUCUCCAACAGGUAGUCAUGCUAAGAAUGUUAAAAUACGCCUUCGAGACAAUAACUCAUAUGAAUUAAUAUCAACAAAUGGAUCAAUUCUGGAAGACCAGCCAUUUGGUUCAAAGACUGAAUCUGAUGACUUGUUAGAAGAAAAUCUGCUUAAUGAAAACUGUGAAAAAGAUGGGGAGCUGUCACUUGAAAAGUUCCAGAAACGUCAAAAAAUGAUGGAGGAGCAAAAUAAACAACGGCGAGAGUUACUUGUUAAGGCUAUUGCAGAUAGGAGUCGUCGCACACAGUCUGAAGCACAAAAGUUGAAGCAAAUACAGUCAGAAUUGGCCAAGUUGGAUUUGCUUUUGUCUUCUGAUGUGUCUAUUCUUCGAGACCAAAUAGAAGUUGCUAGCCUGGAAUUUAAUGAGGCACAAAAGCGAUAUGACAAAGCAGAAAAGGAAUUCAUAGAAGCCAAACUGCAGUUGUUCAGCAAGCUGGAGAAGAAGGAACUUCUCACAGAACAUCUCUGCCGCAUCAUUGAAGCCAAUGAACGAAGGAAAGCCUGUAAGCUCUCUGAACUUAUGGCGAAGCUGGAGAUGGUUGACAUUUCAUCAGAAAUUGGUGAUACUGGGGCUGAAGAGAUUUUGCCUCAACUAGCUAGCUUGGAUGAAGUGACAUAUGCAGCUUGCACAACCAUCAAAGAUCCUAAGAAAACUAGCCUAGCCCUACAAAUGGGCAUUGCCAGAAUAAAUGGUGAUAGUAUUCCUUUAGAAAAUGUGAAGGAAUUACUCAUAGAAGGAAAGGAACAGGUCAUUUUAAAUAAGGAUGAGAGAAUGCCAGAAUUUCAGGGUUAUAUGAAAGAAGAUAUACUAAUUGAAAAUAAUAAAAUGGUUUUACAGACAAACAUAAAAGAAGCUGUAGAAAGUAAAAAUGUGGUAUGUGAAAAUCAAGAUUCAACUAAAAAUGGUGAGAUGCCGUAUGCAGUGUGAUCAAGAGCAGACUAAGACUAGGGUCGAGUCCAAGCUCCUGGCCCCGCCUCUCCUCCUGGCCCCGCCUCUUCACUGGUUGCUACUAGGUCACUCUCCCUGAACCGUGAGUUUUAUCAUACCUCUGCUUAAAGCUAUGUAUGGAUCCUGCCUCCACUACAUCGCUUCCCAAACUAUUCCACUUCCUGACUACUCUGUGGCUGAAGAAAUGCUUCCUAACAUCCCUGUGAUUCAUCUGUGUCUUCAACUUCCAACUUCCAACAUGUGUGAGUGUGCGCGUGUGUGUGUACGUACAUACUCGCCUAAUUGUGGUUGCAGAGGUCGAGACUCAGCUCUGUGUGUGUGUGUGUGUAUAUAUAUAUAACUUCUGGGUACACCAAAAGCUGGUAAGUGACAAACUACCUGUGAGAGGUGGUCAUUUACAUGACGCAUGUGUUCCAUGGACGUGUGUUAUGUAGGAGUUUGCUGUAUGAUUCAUAUAGGUUUGGCACUUGUUUUUAAAUAUAGUAGUAAUAAUGAUAAUAUAAUAGCAGCCAUACAUUUGAAGGUGAGGAGCAUGACUUUAAAAUGUUAUCUUAUGAAUUAUCUAUCAGUGCAUCUGGACUUUCAGAAUAGAAAAUUACUACCAUUACAUACAGCUGAGCCACAGUUUCUGAUAAUCAGCCUAUUCUUUCUGUCUACUUUCUCAGUCAUGCUCAUGAUUUCCUAUGGAUUGAAUACCUGAAUGACCACUUGAAAACUUACUGACUUUGAUAUCUUGUUUGACAGGAUUAAAAAUGUGUGCAUACACAUCCAUAUGCAAAAAAAAAAAAAUGUAUAUCCCCCCACACACAAACAAACAACUUUAUGAAGUGGAGUACUGAACAGUAUACAAUUGGAGAAAAUGACACUUUUUUUUUUUUUUUUAACAAGUAGGGGGCUCUGGUGGCCUGGUGGUUAAGCUCUCGCUUCACACGGUGAGGGCCUGGGUUCGAUUCCCAGCCAGAGUAGAAACAUUGGACGUGUUUCUUUCCACCUGUUGUCUAUGUUCCCCAUCAGUAAAAUGGGUACCUGGGUGUUAGUCGACUGGUGUGGGUCGCAUCCUGGGACACUGACCUAAGGAGGCCUGGUCACAGGCCUCCUUAGGUGUUGACCUUAGGCGUUGACCCCCGGAACUCUCUCCAGAUAAACUCUCCAGAUAGGCCGUCUCCCACUGAGGCAGGGUGACCCAAAAAGAAAAUACUUUCAUUAUCAUUCAACACUUUCACCUCACUCACACAUAAUCACUGUUUUUGCAGAGGUGCUCAGAAUACAUCAGUUUAGAAGCAUACACAUAUAAAGAUACACAACAUAUCCCUCCAAACUGCCAGUAUCCCAAACCCCUUCUUUAAAGUGCAGGCAUUGUACUUCCCAUUUCCAGGACUCAAGUCUGGCUAUAUAAAAAUAACCGGUUUCCCUGAAUCCCUUCACUAAAUAUUACCCUGCUCACACUCCAACAGCUCGUCAGGUCCCAAAUACCAUUUGUCUCCAUUCACUCCUAACACGCUCAUGCACGCUCGCUGGAAGUCCAAGCCCCUCGCCCACAAAACCUCCUUUACCCCCUCCCUCCAACCUUUUCGAGGACGACCCCUACCCUGCCUUCCUUCCCCUACAGAUUAUAUACUCUCUAUCUCAUUCUACUUUGAUCCAUUCUCUCUAAAUGACCAAACCACCUCAACAACCCCUCUUCAGCCCUCUGACUAAUACUUUUAUUAACUUCGCACCUUCUCCUAAUUUCCACACUCCGAAUUUUCUGCAUAAUAUUUACACCACACAUUGCCCUUAGACAGGACAUCUCCACUGCCUCCAACUGCCUUCUCACUGCAGCAUUUACAACCCAAGCUUCACACCCAUAUAAGAGUGUUGGUACUACUAUACUUUCAUACAUUCCUUUCUUUGCCUCCAUAGAUAAAGUUUUUUUGUCUCCACAUAUGCCUCAGUGCACCACUCGCCUUUUUUCCUUCAUCAAUUCUAUGAUUAGCCUCAUCCUCCAUAAAUUCAUCCACUGACACGUCAACUCCCAAAUAUCUGAUAACAUUCACUUCUUCCAUUCUCCUCCUCCCCAAUUUGAUAUUCAAUUUUUCUUUAUCUAAAUCAUAUGAUACCCUCAUCACCUUACUCUUUGCUAUCUUCACUUUCAACUUUCUACCUUUAUACACACUCUCAAACUUGUCCACUAACCUUUGCAGUUUUAUUUUAGAAUAUCCCAUAAGCACAAUAUCAUCAGCAAAAAGUAACUGUGUCAAUUCCCAUUUUGUAUUUGAUUCCCCAUAAUUUAAUCCCACCCCUCUCCUGAACACCGUAGCAUUUACUUCUUUUACAACCCCAUCUAUAAAUAUAUUAAACAACCAUGGUGACAUUACACAUCCCUGUGUAAGACCUACUUUUACCGGGAAGUAGUCUCCUUCUCUUCUACAUACCCUAACCUGAGCCUCACCAUCUUCAUAAAAACUCUUUACAGCAUUUAGUAACUUACCACCUAUUCCAUAUAUGUACUUGCAACAUCUGCCACAUUGCUUCCCUAUCCAGUCUAUCAUAUUGCUUUUCUAAAUCCAUAAAUGCAAUAAAAACUUCUCUACCUUCAUCUAAAUACUGUUCACAUAUAUGCUUCAAUGUGAACACUUGAUCUACACAUCCCCUACCCACUCUAAAACCUCCUUGGUCAUCCGCAAUCCUACGUUUUAUUUUACCUCUAAUUCUUUCAAUAAUAACCCUACCGUACACUUUUCCUGGUAUACUCAAUAAACUUAUUCCUCUAUAAUUUUAGUCUCUUUUGUCCCCCUUCCCUUUAUAUAAAGGGACUAUACAUGCUCUCUGCCAAUCCCUAGGGACCUUUCCCUCUUUCUUACAUUUAUUAAACCACUCCAACCACUCAAACACUAUAUCACCCCCGGCUUUUAACAUUUCUGUCAUAAUCCCAUCAGUUACAGCUGCUUUACCCCUUUGCAUUCUAUGUAAUGCCUUACGUACCUCCCCCACAUUCACAUCCUGCUCUUCUUCACUUCUGAAAGAUGGUAUACCUCCCUGGCCAGUGCAUGAAAUUACUGCCUCCCUUUCUUCGUCGACAUUUAAAAGUUUUUCGAAGUAUUCUCGCCAUCUACCCAAUACCUCCAUCUCCCUAUCUACUAACUGCCCUACUCUGUUUUUAACUGACAGAUCCAUUCGUUCCCUAGGCUGAGUAAACAAGUUAAAAUUUCUUGACAGUGCCUCUCCCAUGCUUUCAUCUGCUCUACUUUUGCACUCUCUCACCACUCUCUUCACCUUUCUUUUACUCUCCAUAUACUCUACUCUUCUUAUAACACUUCUGCUUUGUAAAAACCUCUCAUAAGCUACCUUUUUCUCUUUUAUCACACCCUUUACUUCAUCAUUCCACCAAUCACUCCUCUGUCCUCCUGCACCCACCCUCCUAUAACCACAAACUUCUGCCCCACAUUCUAAUACUGCAUUUUUAAAACUAUUCCAACCCUCUUCAACCCCCCACUACUCAUACUUGCACCAGCCCACCUUUCUGCCAAUAGUUGCUUAUAUCUCACCCGAACUUCCUCCUCCCUUAAUUUAUACACUUUUGCCUCCCUCUUACUUAUUGUUGCCAUUUUCCUCUUGUCCCAGCUACCUCUUACUCUAAAUGUAGCUACAACUAAAUAAUUAUCCAAUAUAUCACUUGCCCCUCUAUAAACGUGUACAUCCUGGAGCCUACCCAUCAACCUUUUAUCCACCAAUACAUAAUCUAGCAAACUACUUUCAUUACGUGCUAUAUCAUACCUUGUAUAUUUAUUUAUCCUCUUUUUCAUAAAAUAUGUAUUACUUAUUACCAAACCUCUUUCUACACAUAGCUCAAUUAAAGGCUCCCCAUUUUCAUUUACCUCUGGCACCCCAAAUUUCCCUACUACUCCCUCCACAACAUUUUUACCCACUUUAGCAUUGAAAUCCCCAACCACCAUUACUCUCACACUUGGUUCAAAACUCCCUAUGCAUUCACUCAACAUUUCCCAAAAUCUCUCUCUCUUCGACACUUCUCUCUUCUCGCUUUUCACAUCCAACCUUUAUUUUACUCCACAUAAUCCUUGAAUUAAUACAUUUAUAGUCCCUCUUUUCCUGCCAUAUCUUAUCCUUCAACAUUAUUGCUACUCCUUCUUUAGCUCUAAAUCUAUUUGAAAUCCCUGACCUAAUCCUAUUUAUUCCUCUCCACUGAAACUCUCCCAGCCCUUUCAGCUUUGUUUCACUUAAAGCCAGGACAUCCAGCUUCUUCUCAUUCAUAACAUCCACAACCAUCUCUUUCUUAUCAUUCGCACAACCUCCACGCACAUUCAGACAUCCCACUUUGACAAUUUUCUUCUUCUUUUUCUUUUUAGUAAUUAUUACAGCUAAAGGGGUUACUAGCCCAUUGUUCCCGGCAUUUUAGUUGACUUUUACAACACGCAUGGCUUAUGGAGGAAAGAUUCUUAUUCCACUUCCCCAUGGUUAUAAAAGGAAAAGUAAUAAGAACAAGAACUAUUAAGAUAAAGUCAAAGAAAACUCAGAUGAGUGUGUAUAAAUAAACAUGUACAUGUAUGUGUAGUGUGACCUAAGUGUAAGUAGAAGUAGCAAGACAUACCUGUAAUCUUGCAUAUUUAUGAGCCAGACAGAAGACACCAGCAAUCCUACCAUCAUGUAAAACAAUUACAGGCUCUCGUUUUACACUCACUUGGCAGGACGGUAGUACCUCCCUGGGUGGUUGCUGUCUACCAACCUAUUAAUUAUAUAGAAAUUAUAUAGAAAGCCCCUUGUUAUGCAGAACAUUUCAGGCUGCAUUACAGAUAACUUAUAAUGAAAUAUUGCUAUAGUUUACAAUAUUUGACAUUAAAAACUGUAACAGUUUGGAAUAUGAACAAUGAUAUUUUGAGAUUAAUGCAUGUUGAAUUGUAUUUCUGAAAAUGUGAACAUCAGUAUAGAUGUUAAUAUGAUUAGGACCAACAGGGAUGCUAAUGAUAUAUGAAACAUGGUAAUAAGAAUACUUAGAUACAUGUACAUACACACUUCUUCUUUCUUUCAACAAACCGGCCGUAUCCCACCAAGGCAGGGUGGCCCAAAAAGAAAAACAAAAGUUUCUCUUUUUAAAUUUAGUAAUUUAUACAGGAGAAGGGGUUACUAGUCCCUUGCUCCCAGCAUUUUAGUCGCCUCUUACAACACACAUGGCUUACGGAGGAAGAAUUCUGUUCCACUUCCCCAUGGAGAUAAGAGGAAAUAAACAAAAACAAGAACUAGAAAGAAAAUAGCAGAAAACCCAAAGGGGUGUGUAUAUAUAUGCUUGUGCAUGUAUGUGUAGUGUGACCUAAGUGUAAGUAGAAGUAGCAAGACAUACCUGAAAUCUUGCAUGUUUAUGAGACAGAAAAAAGGACACCAGCAAUCCUACCAUCAUGUAAAACAAUUACAGGCUUUCGUUUUACACUCACUUGGCAGGACGGUAAUACCUCCCUGGGCGGUUACUGUCUACCAACCUACUACCUAUAUACAUACACACAUGCAUAUAUAUACACAUAUGCAUACACACACAUGCAUACAUAUACUACAUAGAUGAAUUAGACACAUGUGCAACUCUUGGGUAUCUUUAUUGAGGAAACGUUUUGCCACACAGUGGCUUCAUCAGUCCAUACAAAGGAGAAUCUUGAAGAACAGGAGGAGAAUGAGGUAAUCAGUCCCUCAACCUUAGAGUCAACGUGGCCAGUCCAUCAAUCUUGAAUAGAAUACAGCAUAUGUGCGGAGAAGUAGCUUAUAAACCGUAGGCAGGAGAGGUGCAGCAGUCGUAGGUGGCGUCACAUUUGUUCAAUGUGGAAGUAGGUCAUGCUCAAGGGUUAGGCAAGCGAAGAAUUCCCAAGUAUUAAGAUCCCAAGAAGUUGCAGUAUACUGUACAUAGAUGCAUACAUAUACACACAUCAGACAAGGACCAGGGAGAACUACGAAGAGAUCUGGACAGGAUGCAGGUGUCGUUCAGCAACUGGCUCCUGGAGUUCAACCCCACCAAAUGCAAAGUCAUUAAGAUUGGGGAAGGGCAAAGAUCGCAGACGGAGUAUAGUCUAGGGGGCCAGAGACUACAAACCUCGCUCAAGGAAAAGGAUCUCAAGGUGAGUAUAAUACCAGGCAUAUCUCUGGAGGCGCACAUCAACCAAAUAAGUGCUGCAGCAUGUGGGUGCCUAGCAAAUCUAAGAACAGCCCACCAACAUCUUAAUGAGGAAUCAUUCAGGACCCUGUACACUGUGUAUGUUAGGCCUAUAUUGGAGUAUGCAGCACCAGUUUGGAACCCACACCUACCCAAGUAUAUAAGGAAGCUAGAGAAAAUGCAGAGGUUUGCAACAAGAUUAGUCCUGGAGCUAAAGGGUUAUAUCCUAUGAGGAGAGGUUAAGGGAAAUCGACCUGACGACAUUGGAAGACAGGAGAGAGAGGGGGGAUGUGAUAAUGACAUAUGAAAUACUGAGAGGAAUCAACAAGGUGGACAGAGACAGGAUGUUCCAGAGAUGGGACACAGCAACAAGGGGUCAUAGAUGGAAGUUGAAGACUCAGAUGAAUCACAGGGAUGUUAGGAAGUAUUUUUUCAGUCACAGAGUUGUCAAGAAGUGGAAUAGUCUGGGAAGUGAUGUAGUGGAGGCAGGAUCCAUACAUAGCUUUAAGAAGAGGUAUGAUAAAGCUCAUGGAGCAGGAAGAGUGACCUAGUAGCAGCCAGUGAAGAGGUGGGGCCAGGAGCUGUGACUCAACCCCUGCAACCACAACUAGGUGAGUACACAUGCAUACAUAUACACACAUGAAUUGACCCCUGCAACAAUUAGGUGACUAAAACACACACACACACACACACACACACACAUGCACACACAUUCAUUUUCACCUUACCACCUUGACUCAUCUGAGUCUUCAACUUCCAAGUGUGACCCCUUGUUUCUGUGUCCCCACUCUGGAACAUCCUGUCUCUGUCCACCUUGUCUAUUCCACGCAGUAUUUUGUAUGUCGUUGCCAUGUCUCCCCUAACCCUCCUGUCCUCCAGUGUCAUUAGGCCGAUUUCCCCUAACCUUUCUUCAUAGGAUAUUCCCCUUAGCUCUGGAACUAAGGGGAAUGUCCUACUAAGAAAGGAUAAGGGAAAUCGGACUGACAACACUGAAGUACCGGCAAAUCUCUUCCUAACCCUAACUGAACAACAGGAGGAUUAGGAGAGAUGUGAUAAUGACAUACAAAAUACUGCAUGGAAUAGACAAGGUGGACAGAGACAAGAUGUUCCAAAGAGGGGACACAGAAACAAGGGGUCACACUUGGAAGUUGAAGACUCAGAUGAGUCAAAGGGAUGUUAGGAAGUACUAUUUCUUCAGUCAUAGAGUAGUCAGGAAGUGGAAUAGUCUAGCAAGUGAGGUAGUGGAGGCAGGAACCAUACAUAGCUUUAAGAUGAGGUAUGAUAAAGCUCAUGGAGCAGGGAGAGGACCUAGUAGCAUUCAGUGAAGAGGCAGGGCCAGGAGCUGAGUCUCGACCCCUGCAACCACAAUUAGGUGAGUACACACACACACACACACACACACACACACACACACACACACACACACACACACACACACACACACACACACACACACACACACACGCGCGCGCGCGCGCACAUCAAUCGGAUAACUGUUGCAGCAUACGGGCGCCUGGCAAACCUACGGAUAGCGUUCCGAUACCUCAGUAAGGAGUCGUUCAAGACUCUGUAUACCAUUUACGUCAGGCCCAUACUGGAGUAUGCAGCACCAGUUUGAAAUCCACACCUAGUCAAGCACGUCAAGAAAUUAGAGAAAGUGCAAAGGUUUGCAACAAGACUAGUCCCAGAGCUACGGGGAUUGUCCUACGAAGAAAGGUUGAGGGAAAUCGGCCUGACGACACUGGAGGCCAGGAGGGUCAGGGGAGACAUGAUAACGACAUAUAAAAUACUGCGCGGAAUAUACGAGGUGGACAAAGACAGGAUGUUCCAGAGAUGGGACACAGAGACACGAGGUCACAAUUGGAAGUUGAAGACUCAGAUGAAUCAAAGGGAUGUUAGGAAGUAUUUCUUCAGUCAUAGAGUAGUCAAGCCGUGGAUUAGCCUAGAAAGUGAAGUAGUGGAGGCGGGAACCAUACAUAGUUUUAAGGCGAGGUAUGAUAAAGCUCAUGGAGCAGGGAGAGAGAGGACCUAGUAGCAAUCAGUGAAGAGGUGGGGCCAGGAGCUAUGACUCGACCCCUGCAACCACAAAUAGGUGAGUACAUGCGCAUGCACACAUGCACAUGCACAUACAUGUGCAUACAUGCACACACACAUGUGCACAUACACACAUGCACACAUACACAUGCAAUUAGGUGAGUACACACAUUUACACACAUGCACACACAUAUAUACACAUGCAUGCUCACACACAGACAUAUGCAUGCACAAACAAGAACAUAGUGUAUGCAUGCACACACAGCUACCAGCAAAGAGGCAAGGCCAGGAGCUGUGACUGUACCCCUGCAACCACAAAUAGGUAGGUAAGUACAUAUGUACAGUACAUGCAGGUAAGUACACACACACACACACUUCCUUCUAACUUCCCCAUUUAUUUACUCUUGCUCAUGCACUCAUCUGUACAUGCCUAUUAAAACUAUUUUUUGGUGCCAUAGUUAUGUUAAUCAAGAAUACUUGUUUAAAAAUUUAUUUCUGAAAUGAAGUUACGAAGUGAAAUAAAAACUUUUUGGUAUAACUGGGCUUCCACAGCAGUAAGUGCUAGACUGUAUUAUUAAUGUACAGUAUUAAUCCCUAUCUGUAUUGUAUCAGCGCUGUAUCACCCUUUUUGGCAUAGUGCUUAAUUUGGUUAUUAUUAUUAUUAUUGUAUAGGGGUCGUCCUUGGAAAGGAUGGGGGAAGGGGGUAGAUGUUUUGUGUACAAUAGGCUUGGACAUACAGUAGGCAUGUGUGUGUGUGUGUUAGAUAAGAGUGAAUGCAGAUGAAUGGUUUUUGGGACCUGCUGAGCUAUUGGAGUGUGAGUAGGGUAAUAUUUUGUGAAGGGAUUCAGGGAAACUUGUUAACCGGAUUUGAGUCCUGGAGGUAGGAAGUACAAUGUCUGCACUUUAAAGGAGGGGUUUGGAAUACAGUGGACCCUCGACCAACGAUAUUAGUCCGUUCCAGAAAGCUUAUCUUUAGGCAAAUUUAUUGUUAGUCAAAUUAAUUUUCUCCAAAAGAAAUAAUAGAAAUCCAAUUAAUCUGUUCCAGACAGCCAAAAGUUUAAAAAAAUUUUUUUUUUUUUCAUGAAAUGUACAUUUCCCUACAAAGAAAAUAAUGAGACAUGCACAAUAACUUCAGGGUGAUACAUGAGCAAAGGCUUCACUUUGCAAUCUCCAUUAGCAUUACAAUAAAACAUGAGAGUUAGCUUGUCUUUCAUAGGCUUGUGUCCUGGGAGUGCCUUUUCCUCCUGAGUAAUGUAGGUCCUGUUUGGCAUUUUCUUCCAGAACAGGCCUGUUUCAUCACAAUUGAACACUUGUUGGGGUUGGAAUUUUUCAGCUUCACCAUGCCUUAUCACACUGUGUAUGCCACUACGAUUCUUAAAUCUCUCAAACCAACCUUUGCUGGCCUUAAAUUCACCAAUAUGAGCACUAGUUCCAGGCAUUUUUUCCGGUUCACCUGGGUGUUAGUCGACUGGUGUGGGUUGCAUCCUGGGGGACAAGAUUAAGGACCCCAAUGGAAAUAAGUUAGAGAGUUCUCGAUGAUGCAUUGACUUUCUUGGGUUAUCCUGGGUGGCUAACCCUCUGGGGUUAAUUGUUUCUCAGUAAUUAAUAAUAAUAAUAAUAAUCUUUAUUUACUACAAGUACAUGUACAUGGUAUACAGUCCUAGCUGACAACAAUGACAUACUACUACAUAGAAAGCCACUUGUUAUGCUGAGCAUCUCGGGCAAAUUAGGUCAGUGUCCCAGGAUGCGACCCACACCAGUCGACUAACAUCCAGGUACCCAUUUUACUGAUGGGGAACAUAGACAACAGGUGGAAAGAAACACGCCCAAUGUUUCUACUCUGGCUGGGAAUCGAACCCAGGCCCUCGCCAUGUGAAGCGAGAGCGUUAACCACCAGGCUAAGCCACACCAAAAACACUCGCUCCACAUCUUCGAGUAGUACAGCUGAUGGUGGUGGAGCAACAGCUGACGGUGGUGCAGCAACAGCUGAUGGUGGUGCAGCAGCAUCUGAUGGUGGUGCAGCAGCAGCUGACUGUGAUACGAUAGUAUUUCGAUAGUAUUUCUCACCCUUUUUACCACAGGGUUGGCACUAGAAGCUUUCUUUGGGCCCAUGGUGGCUUAUUUAGCAGUUACAAGCACUAAAAACAAUGGAAUAAUACAAAAUUUAUCGAAUAUAUGCAUGGAACCGUCUACCCUGGCUUGUAAACAAUGACGGCAGGGCAGCUAAGACACUCAGGCUGGACGGACAGGUUAGGGACGAAUCAUGUUGGUCGAGUUUUUCUUUGUUGGUCGGGCCAAAAUUUUUACGCUCAAACGCUUCGUUGGACGAAUUUAUCGUUAGACGAUACCUUCAUUGGCCAGGGGUCCACUGUAUUGGCUGUUUGGAGUGACAUCUAAACUGUAGUAUCUGCAAAGACAGUGUUUAUGUAUGAAUGAUAGUGAAAGUGUUGAAUGAUGGUGCAAGUGUUUCUUUUUGGGUUAACCUGCCUUGGUGGGAGAUGGCUGACAUGUUAAAAAAAAAUUAUAUAGUAUAUUCAACAUGUCAGCCGUCUCCCACCGAGGCAGGGUGACCCAAAACAGAAAGAAACACUUUCACCAUCAUUCACACAUAAUCACUCUUUGCACUUAGAUAUGACAGUUCAGAUGUCAUUCCUGACGGUAUAUUUCCCAAACACCCCUCUUUUAAAGUGAAGGCAUUAUACUUCCCACCUCCAGGACUCAAGUCCGGCUAACCAGUUUCCCUGAAUCCCUUCACAAAAUAUUAUCCUGCUCACACUCCAACAGCUCAUCAGGUCCCAAAAACCAUUUGUCUCCAUUCACUCUUAUUUAACACACACACUCACAUGCCUGCUGUAUGUCCAAGCCCUUUGUAUAUGCAUAUGCAUGCUAGGCUCUUCUAUGCAAGGAAGAGUUGUGAAGAACUUCCAAAUAAUUCUCAGUUAAUUACUAGUUACAUAUAGUAUUUCAAUUUAAGACUAAGCUGUUUAAAUUACAAUUUUUGACUAAUACAUUAAAUAUUGCAAUUUCAUUUUUUUUUUUUUUU
Cherax quadricarinatus is the source of this 12695-nucleotide messenger RNA. Lineage: Eukaryota; Metazoa; Arthropoda; Malacostraca; Decapoda; Parastacidae. The record is from RefSeq and is a predicted model, not a curated record.